CCCACAUCCAUCGCCUGCUGGGCACCGGCAUGGCCGGGAAGCCCCGGGGCCGGAUUGGGGACUACAUUUCCCGUGAUGCCCUGCGCGCAUUGACGUCACUUCCUGUUAUAACCAGCCCUCUGUGCCUACAGCUCCCGUCGUGCCUCGCGGUCCCGGACUACAUUUCCCAUCGUGCCCCGCGCAAGACGGAGGGGGUGUGUCCCAGCUCGCCCGUCCCCGAUGACGCGCGCGGGCGCCAUGGCGACGCGGUGACGUCACGCGGCGGCGCCGGUACGGGCGGAGGGGGGCCCGGCCCGGGCCCGGGGAUGGCAGCCCGGCGGCUCCGCGGGGCUCUGCAGCUCGGGCAGCGGCAGCGGGCGGCGGCGGCCCCUCCCAGGAGGCACACGGCACUGUGCGGACUCCGGCUCAGCCGGCUUGGCCGGCCGGUGAGCGGUGCCGAGUGGGAGCUGUGCGCCCAGCCCAGCCGCUCCUUCCUCAACCUCACCAACAAGCGGAAGGAAUACUCGGAGCGGCGCAUCAUCGGGUAUUCUAUGCAGGAGAUGUAUGACGUGGUCUCCAACGUGGAGGACUACAAGAACUUCGUACCCUGGUGCAAGAAGUCCGUGGUGGUUUCCAAACGGAGCGGCCACCUCAAGGCACAGCUGGAAGUUGGCUUCCCGCCAGUGUUGGAGCGCUACACUUCCAUCGUCACCCUUGUCCGGCCGCACCUUGUCAAGGCUGUCUGCACCGACGGGCGCCUCUUCAAUCACCUGGAGACGAACUGGCGCUUCAGCCCCGGCAUUCCUGGCUACCCCCGUACCAGCACCGUGGAUUUCUCGAUCUCCUUCGAGUUCCGCUCCCUGCUCCACUCCCAGCUGGCCACCGUCUUCUUUGACGAGGUGGUCAAGCAGAUGGUGGCGGCCUUCGAGCGCCGGGCGGCCAAGAGCUUCGGCCCGGAGACACGCAUCCCACGGGAGCUCAUGUUCCAUGAAGUUCACCAGACGUGAGGCCGGUGCGGCCGCCACGGACUCUGCCCACCCGCAAUAUUUAUUGGAGUGUGUCCCCAUGGCGGGCGCGAGGCAAAGCUCCCGCUGCUGCCGAGCUGCGUCCUAGCACCGAACUCCCUGGAGGUGCAGCUGAUUUUGGUUUUAAAUUUUGGUUUUACCUCUUGGGAACUGUUUUUCUCCAGUUUUGUUCCCUUUAAACCCCUCCACGAGGCUGGCGGGGCCCGGUGCUGGGGCAGCUCCACCGGCUGGCAGGAGAGCCUGACCGGAUUCUGCAUGAGGAAAGGGAAGGAUGGGGUCCGGGUGCUGGGCCCCCUUCUCCCCUGGCUCUUCCAGGAGCAAAAGGGAAGGAGAAGGAUGCAGGGAGGAAAGCGGAGCUAGAGCCGAGGGUCCCGGCAGUGCCCACCUCGACGCCGCAGUUUGCACAAGUCGCACGCACAGGGCGGGGGGACGGGGACUCCCCCCUCGCCACCGACCCCGCAGGGACCAGGAUGGCUCCGGCCGCCCUGUGUCCCUGCGGAUCCCACUCCCCUUCCCUUCGGUGCGGGAUCGCGGGGGCUCCGGCUCCUCCAGGGGGGCAGGGGCUCCCCCCACGCCGCUGUCCCCCGCGCGGAUGCUCCGUGGCCUCACUGUGACGAGGGGCUGCUCAGGCCAAUAAAGAGAAUUUUCAAG
This is a messenger RNA of Cuculus canorus (common cuckoo), 1655 nucleotides long. It is a transcript of the gene COQ10A, whose product is annotated as coenzyme Q10A. The transcript is spliced from 5 exons. The record is from RefSeq and is a predicted model, not a curated record. The coding region runs from base 30 to 986 and encodes 318 amino acids. Gene Ontology annotation, biological process: cellular respiration; ubiquinone biosynthetic process. Gene Ontology annotation, molecular function: ubiquinone binding. Gene Ontology annotation, cellular component: mitochondrion. NCBI's taxonomy places the organism in Eukaryota, Metazoa, Chordata, Aves, Cuculiformes, Cuculidae.